Molecule: messenger RNA, 2122 nt
Organism: Diospyros lotus (date-plum)
Lineage: Eukaryota; Viridiplantae; Streptophyta; Magnoliopsida; Ericales; Ebenaceae
Product: F-box/kelch-repeat protein At3g27150
Exons: 2
Coding region: 654-1958 (434 amino acids)
Cellular component (GO): cytosol
Molecular function (GO): protein binding
Source: RefSeq, a predicted model, not a curated record
GGGUCUUGAACUUUUUUGGCUACCACACUAACUCCGCCAGUUGGAAAUACCCCGAUCCUUCAAACCUAAAUGGAUUUGUAUUAAACCCAUCUUUUUUGCAGUCUCCUUGCUGCUUCUGUAAGCGUCUCUCUUGAUUCCCUGAGUGUUGAAACUGUCGUUCAGUCAAAGGUUCUCAUUCUCCUAGGACUUGCAACUUGCAAGGAUACAAAAAAAAAAAAGCUGUUGGGCAUGCAGUUUGUCAUCUGGCGUUAGUUUCUUGGACUAGUUUGUGGUUUUUUUUUUUCUCUUUUUGUUUAUGUCAAUUUGUGAAACAAGUUCAAUUCUUUUAUAAAGAUGUUUUAUCUGUUGCAGGAAGGUAGAAGGAUCCUUCUAUUAAGUUCUUGAACAGUAUGUGUUGUUCUCUUUUUGUUUGUUCGUUUGGUUCCUCGUUAGAUCAUUUUGUUGGUGAUUUUGGUGUUUGGAUAUUCCUUCCGCUUGAUCAAAUCCAGAGCAGAAAAACCUUUGUUUUGGCGUACUUCUUAUUUCAUGUCUUGAACUUUGUUGUCUAAUUAAUACUUGGUAGCUUAGAAAUGCUCCUUAUCAGAUUACUAUUUACUUUUUUUCUGUUAGUUUGAUGACUAUAAUAGGGGAUUGGAAAUCUGAAGGCGUUAUCGAUGUUCAAGAGAGAGGAGAGAGAAACUCUGGAAGAAACAGAAAAUAAGGAAGAGAGCGAGGGCUUGGGAAAAUAUAGCCAUUGCAUGGGCCUGGAUGGGGAUGGUGGACUUGAGAUGGAUUCUGGUGAAGGCUCUGCUACUCUGCCAGCAGAAAAGAUCAGGAUUGGCGAGACUAAUCAUGAACCUGACCAGAACUCACUCGUAAUUUCUCCAACAGGGAUUGAUGGCUCAUUGGGUCUAGAACCUCAGGAUGCAGAUUACUCUGAAAUGUCCUCACUUGAUUAUGAAUUAGAAAACCUGAUCUUGGCUGGGCUUUCCAGGUCAGAAUAUGGGAAGCUAUGCUUUGUGAACCGAAGGUAUUUGGCUCUUGUGAAGAGUGGCGAGCUAUUUAAGAUUAGGAGAGAGAUUGGAAUCAAGGAGUCAUCUGUCUACAUGUUCGGGAUAGGAGAGGAUAAUUGGUUGGCAUUUGACAGGGAGUUUAAGACUAGGAGAAAGUUGCCUAUUUUACAGACAGAUAUUUGUUUUGUGAGUGGAGAUAGGGAGUCAUUUUGUGCAGGAGCUCAUCUGCUUGUUUCGGGCAAUGAGUGCAAUGGCCUCGUCGUUUGGAGGUAUGAGUUAGCGAUGAAUAGAUGGUACAAGGGUCCUUCCAUGAUCACCCCAAGGUGCUUGUUUGCUUCAGCCACUUGUGGCAGCUUUGCCUUUGUUGCCGGUGGAGUUGGAAAAGAGCCAAACGGCCAAGUCUAUGAUACUGCUGAAAGAUAUAAUUCAGAGAGUAAAUCUUGGGAGCCCCUUCCGAAGAUGAAGAAGAGGAGGAAGCUUUGCGCGGGCUGUUACAUGGACAACAAAUUUUACGUGAUUGGAGGGCGAAAUGAGGAGGGAGAGCUCACCUGUGGAGAAUUCUUCGACGAGGCCACGAACAGAUGGGAACCCAUCAGCGACAUGCUAAAAGACGAUCCAGUUUUAAACUGUCAUUCCCCGCCUCUUGUUGCUGUCGUCAACAAUCAGCUCUACUCGCUUGAAGCUUCUUCCAACCAGCUGAAGGUCUAUUUAAAGAGCAGCAAUACAUGGAAGCAUCUGGGUCCUGUCCCAGUAAGAGCUGAUUUCAACAAUGGCUGGGGUGUUGCAUUCAAGUCUCUGGGCGAUGAGCUGCUCGUAAUCGGUGCCUCCUCUGAUGCUGCUAACUGUAUGGCUAUCCACACCUGCUGCCCACGUCCUGAUGCGGACCAACUGCACUGGAGGCAGGUUUACAUGAACAGAGAUCAGUUCAGCCAGUUCAUUCUCAACUGUUCUGUUAUGGUAGCUUGAGGAUUAGUGUAUUGAAUAACGGCUAAACUGAUUGCUGCACAUGUAGAAGAAGGUCCCAAUGUACUACUUACUAUCAUCCAAAUCAUAUGAUUAUAUUUGGGUGGGUAUCAUGUCAUAAUCCUUGGCUCACAUUUAGUUGUGGCAAGUUUCCAUUAUCUGCCUAA